This is a messenger RNA of Staurois parvus, 409 nucleotides long. The record is from the annotation of a GenBank genome assembly. Lineage: Eukaryota; Metazoa; Chordata; Amphibia; Anura; Ranidae.
AUGCAGACUACUUCUACAAACAUUUGUGAAAGACUGUGCAAUAAGUCCAUCUGUGAAAUUUCCUUGUUACUAAAUAUUCCACAGUCAACUGUUAGUAGUAUUAUAACAAAGUGGAAACAACUGGGAACAACAGCAACUCAGCCACAAAGUGGUAGGCCACUAAAAAAGACAGAGCGGGGUCAGCACAUGCUAAAGCGCACAGUGCACUGAAGUCACCAACUGUCUGCAGAAUCAAUAGCUAAAGACCUCCAAACUUCGUGUGGCCUUCAGAUUAGUACAACAGCAGUGCGCAGAGAGCUUCAUGGGAUGGGUUUCCAUGGAUGAGCAGCUGCAUCCAAACCUUAUAUCACCAAGUGCAAUGCAAAGCAUUGGAUGCAGUAGUAUAAAGCAAGCCACCACUGGACUCUGG